UAGACGCAAACAGAUUGAGCGCAGGUACCAGGAGAAGGCGCCCGCUGAAAAAGUGAACUUGCGCUCUUUCAAUCUUCCAAGUGAGAGCCUUAGUGGGUUUCGGAAGACUGUGUGUCGCGAAAUUUGUAUCCGGACGCGAUCGCUUCAAGUAAUUCACAGUAUCAACUUGCCAAGCGUCUUCGACAACAGUUGCCGUCUAACCUCGCUCUACAACGGAAAAUAUUUCACAGAUCCGCUCCCAGUUCGUCUAUCUUAGGUUGAUUCUCUAAGGAGAAUUCUAGAGGAAUAGCAUGGCAGGUUCCACGCUUCCCGAAUCGGCACAAAAUUCCGCCCAGCAGGCUCUCAACGCGGCAAUUGCUGACUCGUCACUACCCCCUAAACCAGCUGGCUCUGAAGCCGACUUUGGAUUGAAUGAAGAUGAACAGAUUCUUGAGCUUCAAUCUUCUGCUCCAGGCAUCGAUAGCGACCGUUCCGUCUUUGACGAUCCUCAUACGUUCACUGUAAAGCAUCCCUUAUACUCUUCCUGGACACUCUGGUACGAUUCUCCCCACAUCAAAACUACAGGCGCCCCCUCCACACCGAGUUCAUCAGUCCCACACACUCCGUCUACCACUGCCUCGAAUUGGAUGGAUGUCAUAAAGAAAGUCGUAACUUUCGAUAGCGUGGAAGAGUUCUGGGGUCUACAUAAUGCUGUCGUACCUCCUUCUGGAUUGCCUCAGAAGGCGAACUAUUAUUUAUUUAAGGAUGGAAUUAUUCCCGCUUGGGAAGACUCAGCUAACAAGAAUGGUGGUAAAUGGAGCGUGCAGUUCCCCAGACAGAAGAUCGCGAAUUCGAUUGACCAAAUGUGGCUAUACACGAUGCUUGCAGCGAUAGGCGAAACGUUUGACCCUGCGUUGUCGGAGGCGGCCAUGGGAGCUCAGUCAGAUACAGCCCCUCCCAGAUCGAUUGUUACAGGCGUCAUAUGCUCAGCUCGACCAAACUUCUAUCGAUUGGCGAUAUGGACGCGACUGGCAUCCCCAGAAGUGCCCCUACAAUUGAGUUCCGCUGAGGAGGCAGCCAUUGCAAAUGGCGCCCUGCACCCCAGUGAAGCCGGGCCUGCGUUACAGCAGAGGAUCGCGCACUUGGGGUUAACGUUCAAGACGAGCAUCCUGGGUUUCCAGAAGGAGGAGAAACUUGGAGGAGGGUUAGCGAGCGAAUUAGAGUUCCAAAGUCACAAAGAUAGCGAGAGAAAAACCAAAGGUACAAAGAAGUGGGUUAUAUGAGUGCUCGGGAUGGUGUCGUAGCUUUUCUCUUGGUUUUCAUCAAUUUUCAUUCCAUUGUGCCGUCCAAAGUACAUCUUAUGUAGUGGUAGCAAUGAUGCUUUCCGGUCUCGCUGCAUAACCCAUCCAUGACUUAGGCAUCAGUUAGCAACGAGUCUAGAGGUCUUCAUCAAUAGCAGCUUACUUCGUCAUAUAGAGCAGAAUUCACCCCCAGUCGCUGAAGCGCCAGCCAAAUGAUGGCAGCAGUCAUUCCAGAUCCGCAUGUAUUAACAAUUCUGACUUUCGAACCAGGUUGAAGA
Messenger RNA from Cantharellus anzutake, 1558 nucleotides. Its product is annotated as translation initiation factor eIF 4e-like domain-containing protein. Lineage: Eukaryota; Fungi; Basidiomycota; Agaricomycetes; Cantharellales; Hydnaceae. Gene Ontology annotation, molecular function: translation initiation factor activity; RNA 7-methylguanosine cap binding. The record is from RefSeq and is a predicted model, not a curated record. The transcript is spliced from 5 exons. Gene Ontology annotation, biological process: translational initiation. Gene Ontology annotation, cellular component: eukaryotic translation initiation factor 4F complex. Bases 291 to 1262 code for a protein of 323 amino acids.